This is a messenger RNA of Corythoichthys intestinalis (scribbled pipefish), 11383 nucleotides long. RefSeq names its product signal-induced proliferation-associated 1-like protein 1. The coding region runs from base 525 to 5687 and encodes 1720 amino acids. Gene Ontology annotation, biological process: regulation of small GTPase mediated signal transduction; activation of GTPase activity. Gene Ontology annotation, molecular function: protein binding; GTPase activator activity. Lineage: Eukaryota; Metazoa; Chordata; Actinopteri; Syngnathiformes; Syngnathidae. The transcript is spliced from 21 exons. Gene Ontology annotation, cellular component: cytoplasm. The record is from RefSeq and is a predicted model, not a curated record.
GCAAGAGAGAGGCACAACGAAUGAGCUCAUCCUUCUAGCAGCAGCUGCAUAGCGCAGCAAGGCAAAGCCUCAACUUUUUUCUAUCAAACUUCCAAGUUGCGCCUCGGCCGGAAUUGAAGGGAAAAGAGCCGUGUUGACGCGCCGCGUUCGAAGGUUAAAAAAAAAAAAAAACGAGGCAAGAGUAGGGCGUGAGAGGUCGCGUGUUGCUGUUUUAUGUCAAGGACUUGUGGGAGCCGAAUUGAACAAAAGGAAAGGCUUCGUAUUGUGUUUUCAUCACGCAAGAAGGAGAGAGAAAAAGCCCCGCGGAGACGCUAACCAGAGAAGGCCAGUGUUUGGAAUAAAAACAUGCCAAUGGGAGCCUUUGUCACAGUCGCAAGUUCUAUGAGCACUUGAGUGAGAAAGCUGCAGGCUUUCCCCAUUUUCUGGCUGACAAUCAACCUGCACAUGAAGCCGGGAAGAAGCAAUCCAUUCCAGAGGCAGCCAUGUCUACCCGCUGAGUGCCUUUAGCCUUCGGCACUCGUGUCAUGACCAGCUUGAAGCGCCCACCGAUGGAGUGCGCCGUCGGGGGCUCCGUCCCUGCCACCGAUGAGUUUUACCCUCGCCACAUGCGCAUCGUCAACGGUGGUGCAGUGCCAGCCCGCACGGACAAUGUCCACGGCACUUUGAGCACAGGCGUGCCAAAGAUGGGCGUGCGGGCGCGCGUGGCCGAUUGGCCGCCGAGGAAGGACGUUUCGCGAGCUUUUUGGCACUCAACCACCGAGUCUGAAAUCAUGAGUGUGCCUCUGAAAAAUCACAUUAAAUUAGGAUCAAUUAUUAGCCCUCAGGACUCGUCAAUGCUGCGAAAUAUCCACAAUACUUUGAAAAAUCGAACACAGUCCCAGGCUAACAACUACUGCACUGACACUCGGUACUUGGCGCCAGGAGACUACAGAAGUCCGCCACGCCGAAACACACACCAGAAGCGAAUCCAUCAGCGCAGCAACAGUGACAUGACCAUCAGUGAAAUGGAAGCUGGCGGAGAUAGCGAAGAAGACUGGGGUCCACCGUUGGGGACUAAAUGGUCUCCUCUUCACCGGGAGUAUGGCAGCACAUCUUCAAUAGAACAACAUGGAGCUUCUGGUGAGAGUUUCUUUGAAAUGCUUAAAGGCUACCAAGGAGAAGUAGACCAGCGUAGCCCAGCUCCAGAUCAACUGGAGGACAUGCUGAAUGUUCGGCCUAAGCAGGCCACCCUUGACCUCUCGGAAAAUGCUAACGACGAUCAGCCACAGAAACCCAAGGAAAGGGAAAAGCCUCCAAAGAGACGUACUAAAUCAGAGACCGGCGGUGAGUCUAUAUUUCGUAAGCUUCGUAACGUGCGGGGCGAGUCUGACUCGCCGAGAGUUGGAUCGGAUGUAGAGGACAGUCGAAUGGAGGACACGGGGCCAUCGCUAAAACCGUGGGUCUGUCAGAAAGGCUUCGCUCACUUUGACGUCCAAAGCACACUGUUUGACCUUAACGAAGUCAUUCAGUUGCGGCAGAAUGCGAGCAGGAGGAAGAACAACACCACCACUGGGGCCUCUGCAGCUGCCGUUGCCUCGGCUACCUCCACCCUUUCAUCCACUCAUAGCCUUCCAUACAGCUCCCCGAGCGGUAGUCAGGAGGACCUCAACUCCCGAGACAGCCCCGGCCUGGACUCAGGAGAUGAACACAGCAACGAGAUGCUGCUCAGUUGCCCCUGUUUCCGAAAUGAGAUAGGUACAGACAACUAUGGGCGGCACCGAUUGGGUGCAAAUGGGGCAGGCUACUAUGGACUUGUGGGAGGUGUAGCAGGUAGCUCAGGGAACUUGAACGGAGAAGGGAACUUUUAUGAAAGCUCACUAAGUACACACUGCACCAACGCUGGAGUGGCUGUGCUGGAGGGACCGAAGGAAGGCCCAAGUACACUCAGCGAAAAAGCCAAACAAUACAUCGUGGAGCAUGUGGACCUUGGUGCUUACUACUACAGAAAGUUCUUCUACUUGAGGGAACACUGGAACUACUUUGGGAUUGAUGACGCCUUAGGUCCUGUGGCAGUGAGCUUGCGCAGAGAGAAGUUGGAGGAGGACAAGGAGCACGGUCAGCAGUAUAAUUAUCGUCUCAUCUUCAGAACCAGUGAGCUCACAACACUCAGAGGGUCCAUCUUGGAGGAUGCCGUGCUCUCCACCUCCAAGCAUGGCACUGCCCGAGGGCUGCCCAUUAAAGAGGUGCUGGAGUACAUUCUCCCAGAAUUGGAUUUGCCUUGCCUCCGACUGGCUCUCAAUACCCCCAAAGUCACAGAGCAGCUGAUGAAACUGGAUGAGCAAGGACUGAGUUUCCAGGUAAAGGUGGGUGUGAUGUACUGCCGAGCCGGACAGAGCUCAGAGGAGGAGAUGUACAACAACGAGAUGGCGGGUCCCGCCCUAGAGGAGUUCCUGCAGCUACUCGGGGAGAAGGUUCGCCUCAAGGGCUUCACCAAGUACAGAGCCCAGCUGGACACCAAAACGGACUCAACCGGCACACAUUCGCUUUACACAUCCUACAAGGACUAUGAGCUCAUGUUCCACGUGUCCACUUUGCUGCCUUACACACCUAAUAAUAAGCAACAGUUACUGAGGAAGCGCCAUAUUGGGAACGACAUAGUAACCAUUGUGUUCCAGGAGCCUGGUGCUCACCCCUUCACCCCAAAGGCCAUUCGCUCUCACUUUCAACAUGUUUUCAUUGUUGUAAGAGUGCACGAUCCCUGCUCAGACAACACUUGCUACAGUGUGGCAGUGAGCCGCUCCCAAGACGUACCCCCCUUUGGUCCACCUGUCCCCAAGGGCGUGACCUUUCCCAAGUCCUCCGUCUUCAGGGACUUCCUGUUGGCUAAGGUUAUCAACGCUGAAAACGCAGCUCACAAGUCGGACAAGUUUGGCGCCAUGGCGACACGGACGCGGCAAGAGUACCUGAGAGACUUGGCGGAGCGUCACGUGACCAACACGCCGGUGGAGCCUAGCGGGAAGUUCCCCUUCAUUUCCUUGGCGCACAAACGGCGGGAGAAAGUGCGACCGUAUAGCGGGGCGGAGCUCCGGAGCUUGGGCGCCAUAACCUGGCAGGUUCACGCCGAAGAUCAGGUGGCGGGCGCCGAGCGGGAAUGCCUGUUGGCCAUUUCAAACGACUUUGUGAUCCUACUGGAUCAGGAAGCCAAAGCGGUUGUGUUUAACUGCGGUACUCGCGAUGUGAUUGGAUGGUCAACCGGAAGCCCCGCCUCUUUGAAGAUCUUUUACGAGCGCGGUGAAAGCGUGUCACUUCGCUCCAUUAACAACAAUACAGAAGACUUUGGAGAAGUGGUUAAGCGACUAGAGCUGUUGACCAAAGGUAGCCAGACCGCAGAAAUGACGUUGCGUCGCAACGCUCUGGGACAGCUGGGGUUUCACGUCAACUUUGAGGGCAUCGUGGCCGAAGUGGAGCCUUAUGGAUACGCCUGGCAGGCCGGGCUGAGGCAAGGCAGCCGACUGGUGGAGAUCUGCAAGGUCGCCGUGGCGUCGCUGUCACACGAGCAGAUGAUCGACUUGCUCCGGACGUCCGUCACUGUCAAAGUGGUCAUCAUUCCGCCGCACGAAGACUCGACGCCGCGCAGAGGCUGCUCUGAAAUCUACCACAUGCCGCUAGUGGACUACAAGAAUCACAAGGAGGGAAUGCCUUACGAGUUAAAGUUCCCCUUCCGCCCAGCUACCAACAGCAACACCAAGUGGCCCAGAACAUCCUCCAGCCCUCAGACGCGGCCCGCCGGCUCAGGCGGAACGCUCAUCAAGGCUCCCCCGCCGGACUUCGGCAACUCUGCCCUCAUGCCUCGCAGCGUGUCCAGCGACGGGCGACCCAUUAUUCCCAAAAGGUAUUCACCUGGGAAUGAGAACUACGCCCUCGCCUGUUCAAUUGUGAUGGGCCGCACGCUUCACAACACAAAUUCCCCCUCCGGACUCCCGUACGCUGACAACAUGAGCUCCAACCAUUGGAGGCAGAAGUCUAUGCCUGAGGGGUUUAAUAACAACAACUGCCAGUCCCCUGUGUCGUCUGCACGACCGUUGCCAGGUGACAGCGGCAUCAAAAUGGGCUCCAGCACAGGAGCCGCUUGGUCCCGAAAUGGGGAGAGUGAGGCAACGUGUAGACAGGGAGAAAAAAACACUCAAGAAACCUCAAAGGCGGUCACUCCUCGACUCCAGCCACCAGAGCAGAGUGGACAUGUUUCACCUAACAAGAGCGUGAAGGCGGACGCGCCAUAUUCCUCCAGCCAAUCCAGCAGCAACACACUGUCAAGCAAUGCCUCGAGCUCCGCCCACAGCGAUGAGAAAUGGUACGAGGUGGGCUCCCGCUCGGGAGUGCGCGGUGAUCUGGAGCUCGCCGGCUACCUCCAGGGCACAUCCACCGACAGCGGCAUCGACGCCACGUCCUUCACUGCCACACAGAGCAGCACGGGCUCGUCCAACGCCGCCAUCAAGGCCACGGACGGUGUCCCGUGGCAGGGCGAGGCGGCUGGCGGGCAGACAGGCGGCGACUCUUCACCGCCCACUCCAGAGUCACUCGUCCCCGCUGAAGGUGGUUGUGAGAACCCAUUGAAGAGCCCAUCAGCCUUUCCAGACAGCCCUUCCUACACUCUGAGUGACUCCGCCUCCCACUCCAGCACACCGAGUUCCGGCCCCUCUGGAAACCAGGAGGAGCCGGCAACUGACACCUCGCCCACAGCCCAGGAUUCCCCGGGGCCCAAGACCUUCUAUCCUAGGCAGGGGGCCACCUCGAAAUUCUUAAUCGGCUGGAAAAAACCCGGCGGGACCGUCAACUCUAUCGACUUUGGCAGCACUCGGAAACGACACCAGAGCGACGGUCUCCUGGUCAGUCAGCCGCAGCUCAGAGCCAAUCUGCGGGGCUCGCAGUCGCCCCAACGACACACUGCCAAGUCCAGCCUGGAAGAAGACUUAAAGAAGCUCAUCACGCUUGACAGUCCUCCCCCCACCACUACUGAAGAGAAGCCGUUCCCUGCACCAACUCCAACCCGGCGCUCCCUCCAGAGGACCCUGUCCGAUGAGAGCAUCUAUAGCGGGCAGCGGGGGUCCAUCUCCAGUGACAAACGCGACACCCCCACCGACCUCCUGUUCAGCUGCUCGACCGUGCCGCGCUCACCCACCGCUCGCAACGUGGCCAGCCGCCGAACGUCGCACAAAUCUCUUGGAAACCUUUCUGCUCCGGAGAGCACAGAGUUGGAACUUGCCAAGCAGCAAGGGCAGGAUGCAGCCCUCAUGCCGCUCCCUGACAGCAGGACAGAUGGCCCACUGGACUGGGCCCAUUUGGUAGACGCUGCCAAGGCGUUUGAGGAGCAGAGACUGGUCUAUCUGGCGGCUCAGGAGGAGAACUCUGUGGCCGAGAGCCCAGCAGGUGUCAGCCCACAGCAGGCUGAGCCGCAGGCGGCCCCACUGAGACAGCCUUCCCCCAACGAGACACCAGCCUGUUUAAUGGGGAAAGUCAGCCAACUGGAAUCAAUGGUGAAGGUGCUCCAGGAAGACUUGAAAAGGGAGAAGGACGCCAAGGCGUCCCUGCAAAUUCAGAUCCAGGGCCUGCGCGAAGACAACCAGCGCCUCCUGGAGGAGUCGUACAGCGCGUCGGCCAAGCUCAAAAAGUUCACCGAGUGGGUCUUCAACACCAUCGACAUGAACUGACGCUGUUAAUGCCGCCACAAGGGAGUAUGACCACUACAACUAAGCUGUACGCACGUCAUUUUUGCUCUUCAAGCUUCACGCUCUUGAAAACGGACGCGCAUUUUCCAGUAUUUUCCAACGUCAUCACAAAGAGCGAGCACGCAUGCGCUCCCGUCCCUUAAGAAUUGACCAACGGUGCUGACUUGUCCUUGCAUGUCAGAGGAAAGAACCAAUUAAAACAAAAUACACAAUUAAUACAAGCCUCAUGUUCCUCUGAGAGGGUUAAACACUGUUAAUAGGCAUUUUGUGGAGGGCAUACAGAUUUUUUUUUCACUUAGCGCUAAGACUGAAUAUUCAUUGGACUAAUCCAAAUGAGGGGAAAAAAAGCAUACUAAAUGAUAGUAUCCUGUUAUUGUAGCACUGUAAGUAGACUGACAGCCUUUGCAGAGCACAUACUGUAAAGCCCGGUGUGUAAAAGAUUGUAUAGUGUAAUAGGACGACAACUACACAUGCAAACGGUUUAUCUUUUGUACAAAAAAAAGCCAGGAAAAUACUUUUGUCGGCUCAUUUACUCCACCACCUUGUAAAUAUAUGGUUUAUUUUUUCUCAGAUUCUCCCACUCGACCUCCUAGAUGAGAUAUUUAAAGUGUAUUUAUGAUGAUAAAGAGAAACAGCCAUAAGCAGGAGAGGAUGCCACACAAUCAAAUGUAUAGAAAUUAUUUAAGAGGAAAAAAGUUAAGAAUGAUAUAGAAGAUUUUUAUUUUAUUAUUGUUAUCCUUCAAAUACCUCCAAAUAGCCUGCAUAAACAUUUCUAUGGGACGUUUAACUCAUUGACGGUGAUAGACAGCGUUCGUUCAUUCGCUGCCAACCCUCCUAUUUCAAAUAAAUUGGACGUCUACUAGUGAUAAACUCAUUUCAAGUCAAAGCAGAAGGAUGAAACGCGCCACACGAUUGGACGUCCGUCAUCAUCGAUGGCACUAAAAGGGUUAAACGAAGAAUUUCGUAAAUAUUCCAUUGAGUUGAAUAGAAUUUUGCGCAAAUUUUGAUUGGACAAAAGCACACAAACCACUAUUAAAUUGAAAUAGAUUUGCAUCUUAUUUAUUUCAGGAGUUAAAUUCAAGAAGUGAAACUCCAAAUAUUUCAUUGUACAGGGUGGGGCAGAGCAACUUGCUAAUUUAAAUUUGGCGCCCUGAAGCGAUUGUUGCACUGAGGAUGGUAGGGAUGGACUUAUGUGAGAGGGUGACUCUUAAAGUUUGGUUCUUAAGGUUUGCAUUGUAUUUAAUAACUAAUUAUACAUACAUAGACAGUACUGAAUAUUGUGGUUUCACUUUUUAAAUUACACUUCUGAAAUCAUAAAUAAAAUACUUUGUAAUUUACUGAGAUUUACGUGUGUGUGUGUACCAGAGGUGGGUAGAGUAGCCAAAACCUUUACUCAAGUAAGAGGAGCGUUACUUCAAAAUAUUAUUACUCAAGUAAAAGUAAAAGCAGGCAUCCCAAAAUUUACGCAAGUACAAGUAAAAAAGUAUUUGUUGAAAAGAAUACUUAUAGGGAACCACAGAUAAAAAGACAUGUAGUUCUUAAAAGAUAAAUGUUAGUACGAGUUAUAAUAAUUUGAUAUUGAAACCCCUUUUAAAGUUUUUCGUUUUAAUAAAAUUUGUAAAAUGAUUUUAACUAGUAGGUCACCAUUGUUGUUAACGUCGCAGGGCGGUACGAUAUUGGAAAAAACUAUUGCUGCGGUUUUUGGGGGGGUUUGCGAUAUUAUAUUGCGAUAUUUAAAAAAAAAAAAUGUAUAUAUAUAUAUUUUUAAAUUUUUAUAUUAAAAAAAAAAAUAUAUAUAUAUAUAUAUAUAUAUAUUUUUUUUUUUUUAAAGAAAUGUUCACUAGAUGACUUGAAUAGCUGUUUGGAAAGACUUUGGAUGACUCACAACAACCAGUGUACAGUGAUCCCUCGUUUUUCGCAGUUAAUGGGGACCAGAACCCGCUGCGAUAAGUGAAAAACCGCGAAGUUGCGCACCCCGCCCUCCAAAUUUUUAUUUUUUUGUGUGUGUGCUCAAUGUAUUUAUUCAGAUUUAGCAUUGGAAAGAGAUACAUAUAAGGCAUGUUUUUUUCUCACUUUUUCCCCAAAGUAUGAUUUAAAAAAAAAAUGUAUAUAUAUAUAUUAGGGCUGUCAAACGAUUAAAAUUUUUAAUCAAGUUAAUUACAGCUUAAAAAUUAAUUAAUCGCAAUUAAUCGCAAUUCAAACCAUCUAUAAAAUAUGCCAUAUUUUUAUGUAAAUUAUAUAUAUAUUCUGUAAAAUAAAUUGUUGGACUGGAAAGAUAAGACACAAGAUGGAUAUAUACAUUCAACAUACGGUACAUAAGGACUGUAGCGGCCAUUUCACUCUACUGUCAUUUAAAUCUGUCUAUGCUGUCCUCACUCCGAAGCGUCUACUUUUUCCAAAGCUAGACAGCUAGUGAACGACGCCAUAAUAAUCUGACUUCUUCCUUUUUCAUCUGAUUUAUUAAUAAAAUGGCCUCAAACCAUUGUCCUCUUUAGACCGUCGUAAAACUACAAAAAAAAAGUACACAAGCAUUGCAUUAGCAGCAACGUUAGCUUAGCACGCUAUACAGGUUCACUAAACAUAAACAAAAAGCUUCUCAUACAAAAAAUAGAACAUUUCGCUUACUAACAUAAUAUGUACAUUAUUUACAACAACCAUACUUACGGACAAAUCUUGUCCAAGGAUCAUAUAAGCACAACAUUACAACGUAGGCGUCAGCCCGAGAUGUUGUGCUGCCAUAUUGAACUGGCAAGACAACAAUAAACCAUGUCGCAAAGCGACCACAAGAGUUCGCUGUUAGACAGUAAAAAAAGCCUUGCUGUAAAACUUACCAAAAGGCAGAAUACUGUCUGAGCGGGACAUGUGCGAUGGUUUUAAGCAAUUCAAAUGUAAUAAUUAUGAUCAGUUUUAAACAUAACUGUCCAACCAAAUCAUUUUUGAACAAGAAUAAAGUACUGUAGUAGAAAAAUGCUUGGCUUUAUUAAAUACUUCUGUUUAUCUACCUUAGCUGUGACUUUUGGUGGACAUGUAGAAAUUGCAAACUCCUCAUGAUCACUUCUGGCAUUUCAUUUAUAUGUCUCAAAUGUCUCCACACACACACACAAAUUCAUUCCAAAGCGGCUUCCUUGCAGAAACUGUUAAACAAGUUAAACGAUGAUUGACAGCUGCUGCGCUGUGAUGUCCGCUUCUUUGGCAAGAUCAAAGAUAGCAGUAUCGUUAACUUUAAUAAGCAAGUGCUGCAGUGACUCUGAGGUUUAAAGAGCGUGUGAGGCUCUGCAGAGCAGAAAGCAGUAUGUGGAUUUAAAAAAAAAAACUAUCGCACGUCCUUGCGAUGGGACUAUUGCGCACGCACACAUCGCGAUGGCGAUGUUUAAACGAUAUAUCGUUCAGGCUUACAGGGCGGUGACGUCAUAUGGCCACGCUCCCGGACUUCCACAGUGUCACUCUUUAACUAAGUAAGGUUGUGAUUUAAAUACGCCACAAGGUGUCAAUGGCGAGUUUUAAAUUAAUUAGAGAUCAAGCCAAUGAGUGAGUUUUGCACCUUGACUGAUGCUGUUGUUUUCCUUUUAUUCCCCAGUGCGGGCGCCAUUGUGCUUUAUGUUCAGUAUGUUGAGAAGGUAAGACACCCGAUAAUGGUUCCCAGCAACAUAGUUUGUAUAUUGUGACUAAACAUUUGCCACACACUGUAUUUGUUGAGCUAAAGGAGUUGCUAAAAUAUUUAAAUAUUUUGACCAACGCCUAAGUUUUAUGUGUAGUUUGCAUAUCUAUUUUGAUUGUGAACUCCUCCUUCACAACAUACAAUUGAACAUCAGUAUCAUAUAGUGAAAAUACACCAAAAUAAUAUUCAUAUCUCUCAAAAAGUAAUGUUCACAAAAAGAAAAGUGCUUUAAUCUGUAUUAAUGAGGCCCGAUUCUCACACAGUUAAACGAGAGCUGGCAUUCACAAAUUCAAAAUCAAAAUAGAUAUGCAAAAUACACAUAAAACUUACUCAGAUUUUGGUCAAACUCUAUUUAAACAUUUUAGCAACUUGCUUAGCUCAGCAAAUACACUGGAUGGUCAUAUUUAGUCACGAUAUACAAACUAUGAUGCUGGGAGCCAUUAUCAGGUGUCUUACCUUCACAACAUACAAUUGAACAUAAGGCUCAAUGGCUUAUGGCGACUGUGCUAGGGAAUAAAAGGAAACUACGGCGUCAGUCAAGGGACAAAACUUACUCAUUGGCUUGAGCUCUAAUUAAUUUCAUAUUUAAAUCACUACCUUACAUAGUUAAAGAUUGACACUGUGGAAGACCGGCAGCGUGGCCAUGUGACAUCACUAUCCUGCAAUGUCAACAACAAUGGCGACCUGCUACUUAAUUUUUUGGUUUAAAAUUUUAGAAAUUUUAUUAAAAUGAAAAAUUGAAGAGGGGUUUUAAUAUAAAAACAAAAAAAACAACAAAAAAAGAAUGUGCUAACAUUUCUUUUAAGAACUACAUGUCUUUGAGUAAUAAGUAACAUUGUAACUCCUUACAAUGUCGUUUUUAAAAAAAAUUUUUUUUAAAUAAUGUAUUUUUUUCUCAGCACAAAUUCAUCUAUGUGAACUGUUAUUAUGAUACUGUACUAUAACCUAUUACAUGAUCAUAUUUGGCCAAAAAAAUGACACAAAAAUAAUCAAAUUCAGACCAGAAAAACACUGACAGCAUGAAACAUCACUUGUCCAAAGAGCAUGAGUGCCCUCUAGUGGAUAAAAAACAUAGUUACCGCUGAUUGGUCUAUUGUAGUCAUGUGGUUACUGUUGCGACAUCUCAUUGGUGAAACUGAGACAGCUACUGUCGGCAUCGCCGGCAAAAAUAAAGUCAAUAUCUAGAAUAAAGAGGAAAAAUGUAACCUCUGAUGUCGGCCAAAGUAGCAGAGUAAGAGUAGUGUUUGUUCACAAAUCUACUCAAGUAAAAGUAACAGGUAUUAGCUGGUAAAACUACUUAAGAAGUACAUUUUUGUCAAAAAGUUUCUCAAGUUAAUGUAACGGAGUAAAUGUAACGUGUUAUUACCCACCUCUGGUGUGUACAGUACAUCUGGAAUUUUAAAAUACCUCUUACAUACAUAAAUCUAUAUAUUUUUUAAUCAACAAAAUGUUUCUGAUUUGAGGGAACUCUCAUAUUCAUCAUAAUUCCAGUUUAUGCCUUUUAAUUCCUGACAAUCCCCAUUGAAAAUUCCACUCAACAUUCUCAAGUAUCCAACAUUGAAAUUCUCUGUCUGGUCUUCGGGAAUUAUUAUUAAUACAAUGAAAUAAUGGAAGUAAUAAAUGCGUAAUUGUAUUGACUUUCAACAUGUAAAUGACUCCAAAUGUGCCCACAGCAUGACAGCGUGAUCCUUCAUAUGUUGUUCUGCUCAGUAUGUUAAUGGUCAAAUUGUGUGAGAUUGCUGCUGAUGGUGCUUUUCUGUGUGGUUCUCCUAAAAUGUUCCUUUCUCUGACACUGUGCAAGCUUAUGACUCUUCAGGAACAAAAUUCAAGACUCAUCACAAUUUGCACCUUCAUCGAUAUAUAUUUUUUUUGAUCAAAGGAAAGUGUAUAGGUAGUAAACCGAACGUGUCAGAGGCCCCUUCUUGAACCUUGGAACACGUGUGACGGCAUGUGACUCUUUCCAUUCGCCUGUGAUGUGUACAGAAUGUUUAUAACUAUUAAAGAUAUUUUGUUCAAUUAC